UAAAAUAUAUAAAUUAUUCUAACUACAUAAUGAUUUACCAAUAGAUAAACAGGUUAUCCAGUUAUAAUUACUGUUAUAAUUACCCAAUUGCACUGUCAACUGAACUAAUUGCAUGUGAUGGUGAGAAGGUAGAGAACUUGGUACCUGUAAUUAGCACCUGCUAGGUAAUCAGAUGCAGUAUCUGCACUUACCAAUGGUAUUAGUGUGUAAUUUGGAGGGUGUCAAGAGUAGGAGGGAGAACUCAUGUAAUUGGAUUGUGUGCUCAGGCCAGGUAUAUAUAGCUAUCCCUCUGGCUAGGCUCAUCAAUCAGUUCUUCUGGCUUCUAGCACUUCAGACCUUGUGGAAAUAUUUUACUGAGAGCAAGAGAAGUUUUGUGAAACUGAAAUCAUAGGAAAAAUUUUUUCCUAUCUUUAUCAAUAAUUUCAGGAUUGUUUCCCUUUUUGGGAAAAUUAUCUGUGAUAUUUUUUUUUGAUUUGUCAAUUGAGCAAAGAUGAAUGGGGCUAUAGUGUAUGAGAGGGAUUAUGCGGACCAUCAUAAUGUGGACAGGGAUAAUGGUUAUCCCCCUUCAACAGAGCCAUCUGUCAUGGCCCAGGGCGAGUACCCCCCUCCUUACUUCCCUCCACCCUACACCAUGCCAUCUCAGCCUCCCAUGGAUUAUCAUUUCAAUAACUCGUAUGCUCCUGUGUCCGACUACCAGCAGCAGGAGCAGCCCUCCCAACAGGAGUUCCAGGCUAUGCAUGGUGGCAUAGACAGAGUCCACGAGUACAAGAUUCAGGAUGGUGGUGCCAACAUCCACAGACCAGAACCGGUGAUGCCAGGAACUAUCCCUGUCAACUUCAAUGAACAAGGUAUGAUGAGUGGUGGAGUCCAGCAGGGAAUGCCACCCAUGAAUGGAAACUACCCAAUGGAGAAUUACAUCCCUAGAGAAAUGAGAGAGAUGAUGGGAAACUUUGAAGCACAGUCACAGAAAAGCCUGGUAGUCCAUGAGAAGGCUGGUCGCAAUGAUGUGGAUAUAUCUGCAGCUGCUGCUCCAGCUGAUGUUUUCUGUAUGGUGGAUGGAAGACUCUCCCUACUUAGCAGUACCACCAAGUACAAAGUCACAAUAGCAGAAAUACAGAGAAGAUUGUCUCCCCCUGAGUGCCUUAAUGCUUCACUGCUAGGAGGAGUUCUCAGAAGAGCCAAGUCUAAAAAUGGAGGAAGAUGUCUGAGAGAGAAGCUGGACAAGAUUGGAUUGAGUCUUCCUGCAGGUAGAAGGAAAGCAGCCCAGACAACACUCCUGACAUCUCUUGUGGAAGGGGAAGCUGUACGACUUGCAAGGGAUUAUGGGUAUUUGUGCGAGUCCGAGUUCCCAGCAAGGAAGUGUGCCGAAUACAACUGUAAGAAAUACCAGACAACAGACCCCCAGGAAAACAUGGCAAGGAAGAAUAUGGUGCUGGCCACUAAGCAGAUCCUGAAGGAGUUUAUGGAUAUCCUGAAUCAGGACCGAUCUCCCAUUGGAAACUCUCGUCCCCAACCAAUCCUGGAGCCUGAGAUACAGAGCUAUCUGACCAAUUUCAGUCUGAUUAGCCAUGGUUUUGGAUCUCCUGCCAUUGUUGCUUCACUUGCUGCAGUUCAAACAUACCUGACAGAAGUCCUCAAGGUCAUGGACAAAGGAUUUCUCAACGAUGGAUCGAUGCCACCCUCCAAGAAAAGAAAGUUGUAAGAAGGAAAGACGUUCUUUGCUCUGUAAAUAAAGUGCUUUGUGUGACAGUGUC
Molecule: messenger RNA, 1754 nt
Organism: Saccostrea echinata
Lineage: Eukaryota; Metazoa; Mollusca; Bivalvia; Ostreida; Ostreidae
Product: transcription factor AP-2-alpha-like
Exons: 1
Coding region: 491-1702 (403 amino acids)
Biological process (GO): anatomical structure development; regulation of transcription by RNA polymerase II; regulation of cell population proliferation
Cellular component (GO): nucleus
Molecular function (GO): DNA-binding transcription factor activity, RNA polymerase II-specific; RNA polymerase II transcription regulatory region sequence-specific DNA binding
Source: RefSeq, a predicted model, not a curated record